Messenger RNA from Elgaria multicarinata webbii, 1872 nucleotides. RefSeq names its product vomeronasal type-2 receptor 26-like. The coding region runs from base 1 to 1872 and encodes 623 amino acids. The transcript has 7 exons. The record is from RefSeq and is a predicted model, not a curated record. Gene Ontology annotation, molecular function: G protein-coupled receptor activity. Lineage: Eukaryota; Metazoa; Chordata; Lepidosauria; Squamata; Anguidae. Gene Ontology annotation, biological process: G protein-coupled receptor signaling pathway. Gene Ontology annotation, cellular component: plasma membrane.
AUGGAUGGUGUGUAUGUGGCUGAGAACGGAGACCUGGCAGCCGACUUUGACAUCCUGAACUGGGUGGUGUUUCCCAAUAGGAAGACGACCUCGAAGUUCUGGAACCUCCUGUCCUUCCUGUUUGCCAUUUGGGAGAUCAACCAGAAUCCCCAGAUCUUACCCAACCUCACCCUGGGCUACAACAUCUAUGACAACUAUUUCGAUGCCCGAAUGUCUUCUGAUGCCUUGGUAGACCUGCUUUCUACUGGGCAGGAGAGUGUUCCAAACUACAGCUGUGGAAAGCAGAGCUACCUGCUGGCUGUCCUUGAGGGGGCCGACUCGGAAAACUCCAUCCAGAUUUCAACCAUGACCAACAUCUACAAAAUCCCACAGGUCACAUACACAUUUGUUUCCCAUGUUCUGAACGAUAAAACUCAGUUCCCUCUGCUCUACCGCAUGGUCCCCGCAGAAGAAACCCAGUAUCCGGAGAUUAUCAAAGUGCUCUUGCAUUUCAGAUGGGUGUGGAUCGGUCUCUUUGUUCCAGACACUAACAACGCGGAGAGAUCCAAGCAGAUGCUUUUGGUGGGUGGCAGCCAACUGGAAUCUCAAAGGGUCCAGCCAUGGCAGCUUCACCCUUUCCUGAGAAACCCCCAUUUUUACAAUACUUCCAUGGAUGGUGUGUAUGUGGCUGAGAACGGAGACCUGGCAGCCGACUUUGACAUCCUGAACUGGGUGGUGUUUCCCAAUAAGUCUGUCAUCAGAGUGAAAUUUGGGAGUCUAGAGAGACAGGGAGCCGCUCGCCAAACGUUCUCCAUUGACGGGGAUGCCAUCGUGUGGCCCAAAUGGCUCAACCAGAGCCUGCCCCAUUCAAGGUGCUCCGACAGCUGUGGCCCUGGGUACGUCAAGGUGGCUACAGAAGGCGAGCCAAUUUGCUGCUAUGUCUGUGCUCCCUGUGCAGAAGGGACAAUCUCCACUCAGAAAGAUGCGGAUGAUUGUACCAAGUGCCCAGAAGAUCAGCAUCCAGACAAGAACCAAGUUCAAUGUGUCCCCAAGACUAUAACUUUCCUUUCCUAUGCAGAAUAUCUGGGGAUCAUCCUGGCUUCCAUUGCCCUGUUCUUGUCCUUAACCACCGUCUAUGUGUUAGGAAUCUUCAUUAAGUUCCUAGAAACUCCCAUAGUCAAAGCCAACAACCGGGACCUCUCCUACAUCCUCCUCGUCUCCCUCCUGCUUUCCUUCUUAUCCUCCUUCCUCUUCAUCGGCCGGCCAAGGAAAGCCUCCUGCCUCCUCCGACAAACUACCUUCAGCAUCAUCUUCUCACUUGCCGUCUCUUCUGUGUUGGCCAAAACUAUCACUGUGGUCCUGGCCUUCCUGGCCACUAAGCCAGGGAACAGGGUGAGAAGAUGGUUGGGGAAGAGUUUGGCCAACUCCAUUGUCAUUUCCUGUUCCAGUGUCCAAGUUGUCAUCUGCACCAUCUGGUUGGGAACUUUCCCACCAUUCCCAGAUUCUGACAUGCACUCCCAAGCUACAGAGAUCCUACUGCAAUGCAAUGAAGGGUCUGUUGCUAUGUUUUACACUAGCUUUAGCUACAUGGGCUUCCUGGCUGCCAUCUGCUUCAUGGUGGCUUUCCUGGCCAGGAAGCUGCCUGGGUCCUUCAACGAAGCCAAGCUGAUCACCUUCAGCAUGCUGGUCUUCUGCAGCGUUUGGGUGUCCUUUGUGCCCACCUACCUGAGCACCAAGGGGAAAUACAUGGUCGCCGUGCAGGUCUUCUCCAUGUUGGCCUCCAGUGCUGGUCUACUGGGCUGCAUCUUUCUUCCCAAGAGCUACAUUAUUGUACUAAGGCCUGAUCUGAAUACAAAGGAGCAUCUCAUGAUGAAAACUAAAGAUGGCAUAUGA